UUAUAUGCAUGAUUCAAUAAUUUCUAGCUAGUAUCCAAGAAAACAUGGUAAAUAAAAGCUCUUUAUGUAACCCGCCAUUGUGACCCAUUUAUUCAGAGACCUUAUAAUCUCUCUCUUCUCUCUCUGCACAGCAGCUCCAAGCUCCUCCCACCUCACAUGGCUUCCCCUCUCAAUGGCAGCAACAGGCUCUCCCUUGCCAUGGAGCGCACUGGCCAAUGGAUUUUCUCUCAAGAUAUCCCGUCAGAUGUUGUGGUUCAAGUUGGUGAAGCCAAUUUCUCUCUACACAAGUUCAUGCUUGUGGCGAAAAGCAACCGCAUAAGGAAACUGAUAAUGGAGUCAAAACAACCGGACCUAACGAGAAUCGAUCUCUCCGACGUUCCCGGAGGCCCGGAGACUUUCGAGAAGGCGGCCAAGUUCUGCUACGGCGUCAACUUCGAGAUCACAGUCCACAACGUCGCCGCCCUCCGCUGCGCAGCGGAGUAUUUGGAAAUGACCAAUAAGUACUGCGACAACAACCUCAUCGGCCGCACUGAAGAUUUCUUAUCUCAAGUCGCUCUCAUGAGCCUCUCCGGCGCCAUUGUCGUGCUCAAGUCCUGCGAAGACCUCCUUCCCAUGGCGGAGGACCUCAAAAUCGUACAGAAAUGCGUCGAUGUCGCCACUUCCAAGGUCUCAAUCGAAGCAAAAUUUCCGAGUCGAUCGCCGACGAAUUGGUGGACAGAGGAAUUGUCGAUUUUGGACAUUGAGUUCUUCGGCAGAGUUGUCUCCGCGAUGAAGCUGCGCGGCGGGAAAUCAUUGACCGUUUCCAGCGCUAUCAUAACUUACGCUGAGAAAUGGCUCCGAGAUAUCGUCCGAGACCGCUCUGGACCCGCCGCGAAAUUGGCCGCUUCGGACGACUCCGAACUGAGACUCCAACAACGGGAGCUUCUGGAAUCGAUCGUCGCGAUCUUACCAACUGAGAAAGCUGCUAUGCCGAUCAACUUCCUCUGCUGCCUUCUCAGAUCCGCGACCUUCGUCAAGGCGUCGAGCACUUGCAAGACCGAGCUCGAGAGGCGGAUCUCGUCGGUCCUGGAGCACGUGACCGUCGACGACCUCCUGGUGCUGUCGUUCACCUACGACGGCGAGAGGCUCUUCGAUCUCGAGAGCGUGAGGAGGAUUAUCUCCGAGUUCGUGGAGAAGGAGAAGAGCGUCGCGGUCUUCAACGCCGCUGAUUUCAGGGAGGUUUGCUCGGCGGAGAUGAUCAGAGUCGCGAAGACUGUCGACGCGUAUCUUGGUGAGAUCGCCACGUGUGUUGAGCUCAGUAUCUCGAAGUUCAACGGCAUUGCCAACCUCAUCCCCAAAGGCGCGCGUAAAGUCGACGACGAUCUCUAUCGUGCCAUUGAUAUUUACUUGAAGGCUCAUCCGAACCUUGAUGAGAUAGAGAGGGAGAAGGUGUGCAGCGUAAUGGACGCAUUGAAGUUGUCAUACGAAGCGAGAGUCCACGCUUCGCAAAACAAACGACUCCCAGUUCAAAUCGUACUGCACGCGUUGUAUUACGACCAGCUAAAGCUGAGGAGCGGGGUGGACGAAAAUGACGUGCAAGACGCAGUAACGACGAGGAGUCAGGUGCAACACGACGUGUCGUUGGCGAGGGAGAACGAGGAGUUGAGAACGGAGUUGUUGAAGAUGAAGAUGUACAUUACGGACCUGAAGAAGACUGGUUCUGUAGGGAUUGCAACGACGUCAUCUGGUAAAGGAGGUGGCGGGCCCAAAAAGGCCACAUUUUUCUCGUCUGUGUCGAAGAAAUUGGGGAAGUUGAAUCCCUUCAAGCAAGGGUCGAAGGACACAUCGAAUAUCAUGGAUGAGGGUGUGGAUCUAACCAAGCCUAGAAGGAGAAGGUUUUCUAUUUCUUAAUUAAUUAAGUCUUCGAGGGAGUUUUGGCGCAAUGGAAAUGUUGCUUUUUUUAUAACGGAAAGGUCACAGGUUCAAGUCGUGGAAAUUGCCUCUUUGUAAAACAAGAUAAGGCUGCGUACAAUAAGAGUUUCCCUGACUAUAAAAAAAUAGUGAUCUUGUUGGUUUGGACUCACUCUUUUAGUUAAUCUAAGUCUUUGCUUUUUGUGCUGAUGUUAAUUCUUGUUUUUUUUUUCCUUAAUCUUUUUAAUUUGUUGUUUUGUUGAGAUUUAUAUGUCUUAACUUUGGACUAUUUGGUCCAAUUGUGCAGCUACAAAUGUUCAUAUGUAGAAUAUAUAAUAUGAUUGGCAACAUAUGAAUUUUAAAAA
Pyrus x bretschneideri (Chinese white pear) is the source of this 2255-nucleotide messenger RNA. Its product is annotated as root phototropism protein 2. The record is from RefSeq and is a predicted model, not a curated record. The transcript is spliced from 5 exons. NCBI's taxonomy places the organism in Eukaryota, Viridiplantae, Streptophyta, Magnoliopsida, Rosales, Rosaceae. Gene Ontology annotation, molecular function: protein binding. Bases 157 to 1890 code for a protein of 577 amino acids.